Messenger RNA from Drosophila serrata, 2519 nucleotides. It is a transcript of the gene Uvrag, whose product is annotated as UV-resistance associated gene. Gene Ontology annotation, biological process: SNARE complex assembly. Lineage: Eukaryota; Metazoa; Arthropoda; Insecta; Diptera; Drosophilidae. Gene Ontology annotation, molecular function: SNARE binding. Gene Ontology annotation, cellular component: endosome; lytic vacuole. The record is from RefSeq and is a predicted model, not a curated record.
CUGGCAAAUUUAUCGUUUACCAACACUUACCCUGCUUCAGAAAACAGCUGUUUUGCCUAAUCGUCUUUUUUUUUGUUAAGAGUUGUUGCGAAAAAACUACAACAAACGAUUUAAAAGUGUAACAUGUUCCGGGCUACAAGCUUCGCGUAAUAACACGCCUCCCCAGAUACCGUCGUGCGAUGAAUCUGCGGCCCCGCUGCCGCAAGUGGCUGCCACUGGCCACCCAGCAGCUCCGACUACGGAACCUGGCGCGAAUUCAGGGAUUUAACAUUGUGUCCGGGGCCCUGGAGUCAGGGGAACAGAAGCAGAUUGAGCCGGACGUGCUCCUCUACUACACGCUGCACACCGACAAGGCCAGUGAACCGUUCUACACUAGCGAGAAGCUGCCCCAGAGACAUCAGCAGCAAAAGUGGGCGGAGAUUUGUACGGAUGACGAGGCCUGGCGUAAGUCGAAUGCGCAGUGCGUGUGCAUAAGGGUGUGGAAACACCGACCGGCGGAGGGGAGAGAUGGCCAACCAACUGAGACUGAAAACAGGACUACAAAGAUGUGCAGGAGGUCCGCCCAACAGCAAACCCCUAGCAAGUUGCCACGCCCGCCCGAGCUGUUGUUCACCUGGGGUGUCUACUUCUCCGGCCUUAUACCCCUGUCGCCACUAACCCUAGCCAAGUGUGGUCGUAAUUGCUUGGUUUUUCAGUUAAACGGCGAGCAGUUCGCAUCUCCGUUGAUGAUUACCGAGCAGGGCCUACAGGCGCAGCUGCAUUUGCAUUAUCAAAAGUACGCGGAGGAAGAGGAGCGGGAGGAACCCCGAGAUGAGGGAAUAAAUUCGCCGACUGCCAGCCGCAGUUCCAGUCCUGUGCUGAGGAUGAGCACGAUGCGGUAUGCCCAAUUAAAGUGCCAGCAGCAUGAGAUUCGGCGGAGCUGCAACCUGGACAAGCUGUUACUGCUGCAACGUUUGCAGCGACUGCAGCAACAGAAGCUACGCCAAAUGAUGGAUAUCAAGAAGGAGAUCUCUCGCCUCAGCGUCCAAUGCGUGACCAAAAACGAGCUGCGCCUUAAGCCUCGCACUACUUCAUUGUCCGGCGACCAUGCUGCCCACCAUCAUCACCAUUCCAUGGGACGUGCCCUAAGCGUGCUGCUUGCUGAGCAGCAACAGAUCUCGCCCCUUACCCUGUACAAUGCCCAGCAGUUGACCAAACAGAUCGAGCGACUUAGCAGCCAGCAGCGAUUGCUGCAGACAGAGCGGGAAACCUUUCGACAGCGCAACGAACAGGUUCGCCAGCGUCUUUUAUUGCUCCGUGAGCAACGGGAAAAGCUGCAGCAACAGUUGCAUAAUCGGCGGCUUCGGCUGGAGCAGGAGUGCCUAGAGCUGCGCACCAUGGCUCCUCAGCACUUGGCGCAGCGAGAUCAACGACGUCAAAUAGUCCGACAGGUGGAGCGCCGAAUGUCGACACUGGUGCUGGAGCUGCAGGAGAUCUACAACAUUCAGAACGUGGGCGGGCAGCAGCUUAGCAUCUGUGGCAUCGCCUUCCCUCACAUGGAGCAAUAUACGAGCGAGUCGCGUCAGGCAGGAAACGCGCAAUUGAUGGAGAAUGUCUCGCCGCUGGCGGUGAGUGCGGCCCUGGGCUACAUAGCGCAUAUGGUGCAAAUGCUGUCCAUCAUUAUGGACCGACCGUUGCGAAACCGCAUUCUCUAUGAACCCUCGAGGGCACGUAUUGUAGACGAUAUCAAGGAGUUGACCUAUACUACCAGGGAAUUUCCCCUUUACACACGAUCUAUACUUCCGUCACAGCAGACAAAGUAUGCCAUUUACCUGCUGCGCCAGAAUGUGUCCCAGCUGUGCUUCGACAUCACCGGCCACUGCGACCUACGGAACACCUUUGGUAAUCUGCUGGAGCUAUUUAACACCCUUCGUUACAUCGAACGCACGCAGCGGGACGACGCCGAUCAGCGGGACGGAGGUGGCAGUGGUGGAGCCCGGCUGACAAAUGGAUUGUCAGCGCCGCCGAACUUGUCGCAGUCCCACUCUUCAGUAGACAUGAAUCAUGUGCCGCUGCCGACCAGCGCCAAUUCGGCAAAAGAUGCACUACUGCAACAACUGUUGCCACCGGGGGUCAGUCAGGCUUUGGCCAUCGAAGGAUAUGCGUCAACGCAACGCAUCUGCCGAUCGGUGGGUUCUUAUUCCGAUGGUGAAGAUGAUUAUCGGCCUCGACUGGAACACAACUAUUCCAAUUCGGACUCCAACAUAGCACUUCAAUCGGAGCGAAGCUGAAGGGCGAUAGAUUCUGCAAUAUAAUUCAGGCGUUUUAUUCAACUAUAUAAACACAGCAAUCUGCAGUUGUUGCAGUUUUUGGAAUGUAUUAGUUCAAGAAAAAUUUGUGUGUACUUUUCUAUUUAUCAAAGUUCGAGGGCAAUGCACAGUUGGUAUAAUUGCUUUCAACGAAAUAGAAUGCGAUUAUUUAUGUGUAUAUUAUUUUUAGUUGUUUAAGAGAUCUCUCUGUAAAUUCCCUUUUAUUAUUGU